AUGCACGUGAAAGGCUUCUUUAGAAGAAGCAUUCAAAAGCAAAUAGAAUACAGGUGCCUGAAGGACGGCAAUUGUUUGGUCAUCAGAAUAAGUCGGAAUCGCUGCCAAUACUGCAGAUUCAAGAAGUGCCUAGCUGUCGGCAUGUCCAGGGAUUCCGUUAGAUACGGCAGGGUGCCGAAACGUUCGAGGGAACGCGGCCCCGAAGACACAGUACCGACCACCACGUCAACGACCACUACCACCGGAGUACAACAACUCACGUCCCCUGCUGGUGCUAACAAUAACAAUAAUAACACCAACAACAAUAACAACAACACCAGCAGCCAAAACAAUAACAACAACAGCCAAGCACAGAACGCUAUACCGUGUGUGCCGCCAGCUGCUGUGGUAGAGGCAGAUCAGUCAGACGCGGACGUGAAACAGUUGGCGGUUUACGACGUGAUACUUCAAGUUUCUCAGGCGCAUCACGCUCACUGUGGCUUCACCGAGGAAUCAACGAGGGGCAUCGUCCGGAAACCGAUGAUAAUACCGCCCGCCAGUCCAGAGGACCCAGAGGCGGCAUCCUCGACAGCAGAAACAGUUGAAUCGCAAAGGAUCUGGCUUUGGCAACAAUUCGCCACUAGGAUAACGCCAUCGGUACAAAGGGUGGUGGAGUUUGCCAAAAGGGUGCCAGGAUUUUGUGAUCUUUCGCAGGACGAUCAAUUAAUUCUGAUUAAGGUCGGUUUCUUUGAAGUCUGGCUAAGCCAUAUCUCAAAGAUGACCACUGACAGUUCGAUGACAUUCGAGGAUGGUACUUAUAUCACUAGGCAACAAAUGGAAUUGAUGUACGAGCCAGACUUCGUGUCUGCUUUGAUGCAAUUCACUUCGGCCUUAAACGCCCAUCAACUAUCGGACACCGAAUUGGGCCUUUUCUCCGGCGCCGUUCUUCUGGGUGAAAGACCAGGUCUGAACGACGUGAAAACAGUGCAGAGGCUUCAGGAUCGUCUUUUGGAGGCGCUGAAGGUUCAAGCGUUACGGAAUCACACGGUUUCCGGCGAGGCUACUUCCGCGGGAGGUUGUUCCGGUGUUUCGAGCGUCUCACAAAGGAUACCAGAAUUAAGAACUCUGGGUGCCAGACAUGCGAAUCUGCUCGACUGGUUCAGGAGGAACUGGACCAAGCUCAAAUUGCCACCCCUGUUUGCCGAGAUAUUCGACAUUCCUAAGUGUGAAGAGGAUCUUCAGUGAAGAGAAUGUUUCAGAGUACAUCGAGUUAAUUCGACGAGAAUGAACGGCCCUGCCGGAAGAGUCUUUCUAAUUGCCGGUGUUCAUCGCACAAAUGCAGCUCGGAUCUCGAGGACGAUUUGUUUUCGCUCGUUGGCGGUGACGUACAGCGGUACGAUGACGAGACGACGAUUCGAUUCGAGCGAAAAAAGGAAAAAAAGGAAGCGCAAAGACCGCUGCGAUCUGCCAGCGAUAUGGCGACUCGAUCUUCGCCAUCAUCGAGAUCCAUCUUGUGCUCUUCACUUUGUUUCACUCGUACAGGCUGGGAAGAUGGAUCGUUUGGCGAGGCGAAGGGUACAGAUUGCUGAUCGAAACACUCUUGACACGAUAUACGAAGAGAAAGAGAAAAUUUAUUCGAUUAACAGGAAUAGAAUGAGCUAUACAAUGCGAACAAUCGACGAUUGGAUCGAUUACGUAUUGGACGAAGUAUAUAUAUAUAUAUAUUACAUAAAUGUGUGUAUGUGUGUGUAUAUAUAUAUAUAUAUACGACGAGUGAAUAACUUUUAAAAAGUUACUAGAUUUUGAAAAAGAAAAGUACUCUUUCUUUGAGAUAAUUAUAAAGGCAAGCCCUCCAUCGAUUGUUCUAAAUCGUGCAAGGGUAGGUAGCGAGUUCAAAACGGGAUUUUCAAGUAGAAGGAAUUUGUAUCAUUCGCUAUACGUGUGCAAUAAGACGCACGACUCCAACGAAAGCAUUUUAAAUAAGUACAUAGUCAAGUCGGUGAGCAAGGGAAUCAAGUUUCGUAUCGUGUUGGUCUGGCGCAUAUCGUUGAUUGCAAUAAAGCGACGCAGUGAUCGAACACGCGUCGCAUCAAAAAGAUAGCACAAAAUCGUGAUCGCUUUACAAGGCACGUUUAUUAUUACGAUUUUAUCCAGUUAAAAUAAUUCUCAAGCGAAUUUUUCGGAACCUUGACUAAUCGAGGAUCGUAUAAACGUUCAAAGUGCAGUCCGUGUGCAGCGAUCUGUCGAAAACAGUGAUCGAAAAUCUCACGAAUACAUACGAGUACAAGAUGCAACGUCGAACUUGUAAACAUAUCGAAAACAUAAUAUCAUAUUUUUUUCAUGCAAUCGACUCUCAAAAAUACCAUUUCCAUCCCCCAGUGUGAAAACUGUGACUCAAUAGAUAGCUGCACGUUCGCGCGAUCGCAAAAGAGAAUAAAUAUAUAAAUAAAUAUGGUGGUACGUACAUAUAAAUGAUACACGCAUGUUACAACGUGAACGAAUGCAUGCGCGUACAAAACUGACACUUAGACACUUAAUAUACAUAUACAAAGUAAAAAGUUUCACGCUAUAUAAAAGCUCAAAAGGAAAUCUUUAUAGGACGUAUCUCUCUAGAUGCAUCCGCUACGAAUCUCAAUCUAUGCAAUCUCUAUUUUUAUUACUUGACAAGUAGUAUAGUGAAUUACCUUUAUGGAUAUUGUUGCGUCGCUUCAGGGUGUUCCGCGGAAAGUGAGAAUAACAUGCUCGAAGUUGUUCUUUCGUUAAGACUUCUAAAAUUCUCGGUGUAAGGAUUUUUAGUGAAUAAAUAUCUCGCGUACGUAACGAAAAAAGGAAACGAAGAAAAAUAAAAGUUAAAGAAUUGAACGUUGUGUAUAAUAAUAUAAUGUACUUGUUACGUUGAACUGUUGUAUUUGUUAUCGAUCCACGGCCGAAAAUCGUUUUCCGAUCGUUGACAAAAUCCUGAAGUGAGCAUGUUUGAAUCUUCGAACUCUUGAACGCUAAUAAUUCUCUGACAAUGACUAGCAUGUAACGUGUAUCGAUAUGUAAUUAAUAUACAUAUACGUAUGUAUAUAUACAGUGGUGGAUAAAAGAACAUCUAAGGAAUUAAAUCAUCAUAGUAAACGCUAUAAUUUAUUAAGGAGGAACUAUAUUUUAUAACACGGGUCACAGUAUAGUAUGAGAAUAUAUAUGAUCUGAAAAAGGAUGAAACAAAUAAUUAUAUGUAUAGGGAUGGGAAAGGAUGUAUUUUAUUUGAAGAAAGCAAUAUUUUAAUCGAGAAAUGAAAGAUUCAUUAGACAAAGUAGUAUAAAUUUGAUUGCAACACUUUAUCAAUAUAUUUAUGCCGAAUUUAAGAUUUAAUGUUCUUUUAGUAGAUUUUCUUUUGGUCUAAUUGAAUUUCUUAUUCCAUUAUCAAUUUUAUGAUGUUCACUCGUGGAUAAUUUAUGGAUUUACACUACUUUGUGAAAGAUAUUAUUAAUAGAUUUUCCUAUUAAGUCCUAUUAUAUGGAUACAACUUCACAAACGAAUGAAUAUCUACAUAUCAGAGAGAGGGAAUUUCAUAAAUCAAUCAUACAAAUAUUAGCAUUAAACAUACAGUUACGCAAAUACAUAAAAAUAUGAAUUUUUAACCUUUCCUUUAGCCAUCACUGUAUAUAUUAUAUAUUCAUUGUGAGAAAUGAAGAAAAUGUAAGUUUAUCUAUUAGAGAAAUUAAUGUUUUAUCUAGCGUCGUACUUAAAUUAAAUAUAAUAUAUCGUCGAUAUAUCACUGUCGCUAAAAAAAGGAAAGAAAAUGUGAAAAAGACUAUCUUCACGAUAACUAGAAGGAGGAGAAAAAAUUCCAACUCUAAGCGCUCACAUCAAGUUGUGAAUAAACAUAUCAUACCUAAUUAAUAUAUUGAACAAAGAAGGGAGAUAUCAUCGUUUAAUAUAAUAUAAAUAUGAGUCUAUAUAUAUAUUAAAAUAUAUAUAUAUAUAAAGAUUAUAAAUCUAUAUGCCAGAAAAAUAGUUAUUAAACGCAUUAUGUCGAAUGAACGUAGAUCUACAAUAGUAGGCCAUUUUUCAAUCCACUAAGGCAACAAAAAUUUAUAUGCGUGUACAUUCAUACACAUGCGCAUACGUAUACACACGUGAACGUAAUUAUAAUUUUCUUUUUCCUAUUUCUGAUUCCUCUGAUAAAAA
This is a messenger RNA of Bombus impatiens (common eastern bumble bee), 4155 nucleotides long. It is a transcript of the gene Eip78C, whose product is annotated as ecdysone-induced protein 78C. NCBI's taxonomy places the organism in Eukaryota, Metazoa, Arthropoda, Insecta, Hymenoptera, Apidae. Gene Ontology annotation, biological process: regulation of DNA-templated transcription. Gene Ontology annotation, molecular function: zinc ion binding; sequence-specific DNA binding; nuclear receptor activity. The transcript is spliced from 6 exons. Bases 1 to 1224 code for a protein of 407 amino acids. The record is from RefSeq and is a predicted model, not a curated record.